Molecule: messenger RNA, 723 nt
Organism: Periophthalmus magnuspinnatus
Lineage: Eukaryota; Metazoa; Chordata; Actinopteri; Gobiiformes; Gobiidae
Gene: nudt5
Product: nudix (nucleoside diphosphate linked moiety X)-type motif 5
Exons: 10
Coding region: 70-723 (217 amino acids)
Biological process (GO): nucleoside phosphate metabolic process; ribose phosphate metabolic process
Cellular component (GO): nucleus
Molecular function (GO): ADP-ribose diphosphatase activity
Source: RefSeq, a predicted model, not a curated record
CAUUACCUCCAUUUCAUAUCUUCACCUCAACUUACACUACGCUGGACUUUCACGGAUUCUGUUGCAAAAAUGAGUAACGGAGAACAACCCAGCGUGACCACUGAACCCCAUAUAGUCAAAGAAGAGGUGAUAGCUUCAGGAAAAUGGGUGAAGCUGGAGAAGACCACGUAUGUUGACCCACUUGGUAACACUAGAAUAUGGGAGACUGUGAAACGGACCACCAGGCAAGCCACACAAGCAGAUGGUGUUGGGAUCAUUGCUUUAUUAAAGAGGACACUCCAUAAAGACUGCGUUGUGAUGGUGAAGCAGUUUCGUCCUCCUAUGAGUGCAUACUCACUGGAGUUUCCUGCAGGGUUAAUUGACGAGGGAGAGACUGCUGAGGCGGCUGCUCUCAGGGAACUGAAGGAAGAAACUGGCUACAAAGGAGAAGUAGUGGGAGUCACUCCAGUGACCUGUCUGGACCCUGGACUGUCCAACUGCACCACUCAGAUAGUCAUGGUAAACAUCAAUGGGGAUGACUCUGAGAAUAUUCACCCAACUCAACAGCUAGGUGAAGGAGAGUUUGUGGAAGUAAUACUCUUGGCUCUUGAUGAAUUUCAAGGCAAAAUAGAUGAGCUGAUUAAGAAGGAGAAGAUCAUAGUAGAUGCAAAAGUGUACAUCUAUGCCAUGGGGAUGGCACAGGCUUUCUUCAAACCAAGGGAGCUUCCUAUUCUCAAGCAGUAA